AUGUCAAAACAAGGUUUCGGGUCUCAAAAACCACGUGAUUCAUACAGUCUAAGCAAGUCAACAAGCUCUGCAUCUAAGAGUUCUCCAUUUGCUUCAAAAACUCAAUACAAUGUGAACACCUGGCAAAAAAAUACUCCACAAGUUACUAAAGCACAAUCUACCCUAAACACUGGAUUUAAGAGCUCCACAUCCAAUAUCCCAACAUUCAAAGAAGCAACUCCUAAAAGCAACGUCAACUUGUCAACGGGACAAAAAAAUUCACUAGCUGCUUUCAAAACUAAUUCCAACUAUAACGUUGAAUCCAAAGGCUUUUCACAUACCUACAAAAACCCCCCUAGUAUUAACACUGCAAUAAAAAAUGUUCCACACAACUUCACAAAUCAUCCCAACUUGUAUACUGGACCCGAAAAUCCACGUCCUGCCUUCCAAACUAUUUCCAAAUGGCCUACUGCGCAUCCCAUUGCUGCACCUGCGUUCAAAGUUUAUCCCACUUUCAAUAACUAUCCCCGAAACUAUUCACCAGCACACUUACUUGGAUCUUGGAACGGUGCAUCAGAUAGCGAACGAACCCUAACAAAGGACGGUGUAUUAAAACUGCAGGCAGAAGGAGGUCGAUCACUUGUACCAUCACAGAAGAAUGACGACGAUUCGUCUAUCAGAAACCAGGCCCCUACAUCAUCGGGUCCGAACGGAGAACGUGCCGACAUUAGACCUCACGAAAACAUCAAUGAAAUCGAGAUCAACUGUCCGACUUGUGAAGCAACAUUUCCGCCCAAAAUCUACCAGUGCGCAAAUGGUCACAGCUCUUGCAGCAGCUGUAAGGAGAAAGGCUGCUCAUGUGGAAUUUGCAGCCAAGUCAUUACUGACAUGAGAAAUUUUGCUCUAGAAGAUUACCUAGCUGAGAAAAAAUUUCUAUGCCCACACAAUACCGAGGGCUGUGAGCUCGUGAUGAAUAUAUCGGAAAUUCAUGCCCAUAUCGAAGAAUGCCCAUUUAGAACGUUGGAGUGUCCUGCUGGAUGUUCUUACAAAAUGUCAAUUAAACAAUUAUCUGGUCACUUUGACAAUCAGCACCCGGGACAGCGAUUGAGUGGCGUCGGUUCCGAAGUCGAACUCCGUUACAUCUAUGAGCCUAGCCAGAAGGUUUAUCUUUUAGAAUUGGGUGCAUUCCACUUCCUGUUCCACGAAUGGGUGUCAGCACAAAACCGUCGGAUUUACAUGGCGGCUCAACUAAUCGGCACAAAGGCCAGCGCCUCAAAGUGGUCCUACGAGGUCCAAAUCUAUGCCAAGAAUGAACCUCAUAGGGUGUACACAUGCUCUGAGUCCUGCACGUCGUUCAUGAAGCCCGUGGUUGAUGUUUUCAAUGAGGGUAAAUGUUGUAUUCUGACUCAGACACACGCCGCUACUUUUAUCCACAAUGCCGCCGUGAAUUAUAAGGUUUUUAUAAAGAAAAUUGCAGAAAGUAUACCUCAAACUGAAUUCUUGUUAAUAAAUUUAGAUGAUUGA
Molecule: messenger RNA, 1503 nt
Organism: Arctia plantaginis
Lineage: Eukaryota; Metazoa; Arthropoda; Insecta; Lepidoptera; Erebidae
Source: the annotation of a GenBank genome assembly